GCAACCCUAUGGAUAGGUCAACCAAUCCCACUCCCAUCAAUCAAAAUGCCAAAUAUCUGCCUGACUCGAUCUCGAAUGUUUUGAACAGCAUUCAUAAAUUGGAUCAAGGCACACUUGCCUGGCCCACGGGCCCAAGGAAGAGGACUUCGUGGACCAAGGCAAUUUCCCGAGUUCCUCUAACCGGCACCGCAUCUAGUCUGAUUUCAAAUUCUACGCCUUGGUCAAAGUAUUGUGAAAGGAUUGCCAAGAAAAAUACCUUCUAUCAGAUUCUGAAGGCCAGUCAGGAUCAAGCCGGCUUGGAAAAGUCCCUCAGACGCAAGAGAAUCGCCUGCAACUGUGAAAGCAAUCCUCAUGGUGACAGUAUCUACAAUGACAUAUAUGAUAUCGUAAGAACGUAUCUUGAAUUCAAAACGCAUGCUCAACCGAAAGCUGACCCAUGCCCAAGAGCCGACUCUCCGAAAGUACCUCCCCCGAAAGUGCCUCCUCCGGUGAAGGAAAUUUAUAGGGUGCGACCUAGGGUUGCGGAGACCCCAACUCUGCAGAAGUAUUCCAAUGGUGAAAAAUGGAAAUCAAAGUCUUCUGAAGCAAACAAACCCAUAGUAGAGGCCUAUAGACCUCGAGGGAAGCGCUAUGAGCCCAAAACUAUUUCCCUAAGUUCGUUUCACAAAACAGUUUCCAAGUCAAAACGUCAAAAGUCAGGCCAGGACCAAAAUAUAACCCAAGAGUUCUCGAAGGAGAGUGGCAAGGUUCAUCACGACUCUUCGACAGCUCAAAGUCACAGAAAACAAGUAAAAAAAGCUCAGAAACGUAAUACAGAGAUCCAGUCGAAAAAAGGUAAUGCCAAGGAAAGUUCCAAGCUUCAACUGAGGUCUGCUAAAACAGGUCCUCGUCUUAAAAAAGAUGCAAGGGCAGUUCAAGAAGUAAUCCUUGCCAACCCAAAAAAAACUAAAGACCCACAUCACCAGGACAAGCUUCAGAAUAAAACCCCUGCUAGGAAAAACGAAUCAAAGGAAAGACUAAUACUUACACAUAUAUCUCCCAAUGUCGAAAAUGCCCAGGAUAAUCAAAGAGAAAGCCUUCCGCUCCAAGAUCAAUCUUCUGCUAACAAAGAGGAAUCAAAGGAAAUAUUGAAAUCUCAAAAUGAAAAUCCCAUAGAUGAAAAUCACGAGGAUAAUAUUAGGGGAAGUGCCAAGCUUCAAAAUAAAUCAAAGGAAAAUUCAAAAUUUCAUUAUGAAACUCCCAAAGGUGCACACUCGCCGGAAAAUCACAGGAGAAGUAUCAGGCUUGACAAUAAAUAUACCGCUAACAAAGAGACGUCAAAAGGAAUAUUAAAACUUCAACAUAAAACUCCCAAAGUCCCAUAUUCCCAGGACAGUUCCAAGCUUCAAAAUAAAUCACUUUCUAAAUUUCAAUAUGAAUCUUCCAAGGCUGAAAAUAGCCAGGAUGAUCCCACAGGAAGAGUCAAGUUUCAAGAUAAACCUCAUACAAUCAAACCGGAAGGUUUAAAAUUUAAAAAAUCUUCUGCAGACCAGCAUCACGAAAGAAUUGUUCCUAAACCUGAAACCAAAACCUCUAAAACCCCUGUGGGUCACAUAAUUGCAAAUCAAAGCAAUAAUGAGACCAGAAGAAGCCGUCGAAUGGCAGUCUACUUACCCAACAAAUUUGAAAGAGAAUCGAUGGAUACUUUUAGUGAUAAAUUUGUCUCUAAGCUUUUGAAAGAAAUGAAUAGAAUCGGAACAAAAUCGAAAAGGGUCCUUGCGAAUAGAAACAGUGAAUCGGGUUCUUCUUAUGUUUCCGAUUUAUCUUCGGCAAUGAGUCAAAUAUUUUCUAAACCAAGAAAAAGCACUAUUCGAAAAGACAGUAAGACGUUUUUUAAUACACGACGAAGUUUGAGACCAAUAUUUACCAAUAAUAAAGCAAGUCGAAGAAGCUAUAUUCAACCGCUCAGCAUUAAGAGUGGAUCAUCGCACACAUCGGCACCCGCGUCCCCCUAUAUUCCAUCCAAUACUUCCAGUAUUGCACCCGAGCCAGUCAUGACAUCCAGACCUUCCGUAGACAGGAAACGCUUUUUGGAAAUGCGGGCCAGCAGGAAUAGCGUUUUUUCCAGUUACCAGGAGAAGCUGAAGAAGUUGAAAGAGUUUUUGAAUAAGCAUUACAUGGACGACGAUGCAGAAAUAGACUUCCUGGACCUUGAGGGUAUACUACAGAGCGACUUACUUUUCUAUCCGUAUAAUGAAAUAUACAACAAGUACAAAGUCAUUGAGGGUAAAGAUAAUAAUGUCGUUAAGCAAAAGAACAAGACAAAGCCAAAGCCAUUGAAAAUGGAGAAGAAAAGCUUAAAGUCUGUAAAGAAGAAGUCGGCUUGUUGCAUGUGCAAGGCGAUGCGGCGUCCACAGAAGGAGGCACCGUUCUUGGUGGAAAUGAGGAGAAAGCAAAAACGGCAGGAAUUGAUGGCCUAUCGUGCCCAAAUGGCAAUGUGCCAUGAGCCCAGUCAGAUGUCGAAUCAAACUCGGAAACUUGCAAUAUCCAAUUUGGACAAGAAACUAUAUUUUCUGGAAGAUAAAGACAUUGUUUUUAGCCGCCCCAAGAGGAGUAAUUCCUCUAUUUUCCCUUCGUCAAGUAAAACCACAACAUUUCUCAAGAGAUGUAGUUCUUUUACUUUUCCCAAGGAAAGUAGACAAAUUAUUUGUUCCUGAAGGCGGGUGUAAACGAAUUAUGAUUAUAUGCGUAUGGAGUUGACAAGGAAAUUAUAUGAAAAUAAAUAUUUCCUUGUCAAGUCCCUAAGUUUCUUAACUCAAGACCAAUAAACCAAGCUUGGAUUGGAAUAAGA
Drosophila kikkawai is the source of this 2830-nucleotide messenger RNA. Its product is annotated as DNA ligase 1. The record is from RefSeq and is a predicted model, not a curated record. Lineage: Eukaryota; Metazoa; Arthropoda; Insecta; Diptera; Drosophilidae.